This is a messenger RNA of Hypoxylon fragiforme, 1362 nucleotides long. RefSeq lists its product as uncharacterized. NCBI's taxonomy places the organism in Eukaryota, Fungi, Ascomycota, Sordariomycetes, Xylariales, Hypoxylaceae. The transcript is spliced from 3 exons. The record is from RefSeq and is a predicted model, not a curated record. Bases 1 to 1362 code for a protein of 453 amino acids.
AUGCCGCCUCGAUCUUCCUUAACUUCUUCGUUCUCGAUAACCGACUCAAAUAAUGAAGUCGUAUGUCCUUUGCGAAAUCAGGAUGGCUCUAGCUGUCGCAAACGCUGCAUUGGUGAAAAGAGAUAUCGUUCCAUGCAGGAGCAUAUUCGACGGGCGCAUCCUGAGCAUUAUAUUUCGAAGCUCCCUGCGACCGAAGAGAGCUUUCUACUUAUGAUUAAUACCCCUCCUUCUGAUCGAUCUCAGCUUCAAAACUCUACCGGUCCGCCCCCAGUAAACCUCGAUCCGAGUAGGGGCUACCCGCACGAGCGUCAUGCAUAUCCUCGAGAUGGGUCUAGUGCUCCCGGCACUCCGAGGCACAAUGACGAGUAUAACGGCGGUUCAUUACUGCCAGCCGCAAGUGCUGCAGCCGCUCUCGCCCAACUAGGUGGUCAGCAUAAGUAUGAGAAUGAAUGGGAAGAAACAGGCUGGCAGUCUGACAAUGAUGGCCGAAGAAUACCUAGGAGCACAAUUGAAUUACCACCAAUACAUAUAGGACAUGAUCCAACCAGUGAACCAUUUCCUUCCCUGAACUCUGGACCACGUAGAGAUUUGCUUCCGUCAAUUCUUUCAAAUUCUCCGCCGGGACGGUCGUCGACUCUUCCUCCACUUCAGAGAUCACUCAAUCCUAACCGGCCUAGGAAACAGUCCAUUACUAAACGCGGCCACAAAAAGCAAAAAUCUAAGGGAUCAGCAGCAGACUGGCUCCGCAGAAUUCAGAAUGACGAGCGUCUCAAGCCCGGAGGGGUUGAUCGCAAAGCUCACUCUGUCGAGCCCACAGCCGACUAUGGUAAACGGUGGGAAGAUCUCAUCGAUGCCGCAGCCUCGGCUACGGAAGAGGUCGAUGAAGAUAGGACACCCGUAAGUAGUGCCCGGCACACGUAUUUUCCUUCUCUAACCUCUCAGGUCCCCCAAUCUCCUAUAUCAAUACACCGAGCCUCUCUACCCCCUUUCCCUCAUCAGCACUUUCAAGGCUACCAAGCCUCUCCUCUACAACAAGCUCUUACUCCACCGUCCUUUGCCCAAGAGAUUCCAGAACCUUUCCCGUCCGUCGAGAGUGGCGAGAGCGGAGAAAAUUUUCACAUUGGAGCCUCUGGUCUCUCAGAUUCAUCGCCAGUUUACUCGUCUCAAGAAGUGCACAUUUAUUGCGCUGCGUGCCAGAGAACAUCCAAGCUCCGCGAAUCUUAUGCAUGUACGGAGUGCAUCUGUGGGCUAUGUCGAGAUUGCGUCAAUAUCCUCAUGGAGGAGCAAGGAGCCCGUCGAAAGUGCCCACGAUGUGCUACCAUUGGUGGCAGGUUUAAGCCCUUCCAAUUGGAUAUCAGAUGA